ACCACUUCCGCCCUGCGCGUUCCAAGUGCUGCGUCGCAGUAAACCGCGGAGAGAAGUUUGGUUCGGUGUUUUGGCUGGUCGAGCAGCCGCUGAGCGCCUACGUCUGUCGCCAUGAUCUUCCUGACGGUAAUCGCUCGGCUGGCGGACGGUCUGCCGCUGGCUGCGUCCAUCCAGGAAGAUGAACAGUCAGGAAGAGACCUCCAGCAUUACCAGAGCCAGGCCAAACAGCUGCUCCGGAAACUUGAUGCUCAGAGCCCGGAGCGCUGCAUGCUGGAGGCUGGAAACAUGAACUUCUGUUACUUCACGUCCCAGGGUGUUUGCUGCCUGUGUCUCUGUGAUGCCUCUUUCCCUAAAAAGAUGGCUUUUGGGUACCUAGAGGACCUCCACAAUGAAUUCUUUGAGCAGUACGGAAAGAGAGUCCCUGCAGUGACAAGGCCAUACUCUUUCAUAGAGUUUGAUACGUACAUCCAGAAAACAAAGAAGUCAUACGUUGACAGCAGAGCUCGGAGGAACCUGAGCAGCGUCAGCACGGAGCUGCAGGAUGUCCAGAGAAUUAUGGUGGCAAAUAUUGAGGAGGUCCUGCAGAGAGGAGAGGCUCUUUCUGCUUUGGACACCAAGGCCAGCAACCUGCGGAGCCAGGCCGAGAAGUACCGCAUCGACGCCAGGUUCCUCAACACCCGCUCCACCUACGCUAAAGUGGCUGCCGUGGUUUUGGUCUUCAUCACGCUCAUCAUCUAUGUGCGCUUUUGGUGGCUUUGAUCAUUGAACAAAGACUCUGAACAAAGACCCCUCUCUGUGGUGGAGGAAGACCUUUCUUCUCUUCUGUAGCUUUAGGUUUUGUGUUCAGUGAAAGCAGAGCUGUCGGUGUUUAGUUGGACUUUUCUUUUGUAUGGAGACAAAUGUUCUACAGUGGACCGUUGUGGUUGUUUACAGAGGCAGAUGUUUGCACAAUGGAGGUGGAGCUUCUCUGAGUUACACAACAGAAGAAGAAGAAGCUUCCAGAUAAUAUGUUGACACUGUGAGGAAAACACUCUGGUUAAUUUAUAUUGUUUUGAAAAAAUAAAAGAUUUAACAAACUAUCAUG
Messenger RNA from Poeciliopsis prolifica (blackstripe livebearer), 1084 nucleotides. It is a transcript of the gene sec22ba, whose product is annotated as SEC22 homolog B, vesicle trafficking protein a. The record is from RefSeq and is a predicted model, not a curated record. Lineage: Eukaryota; Metazoa; Chordata; Actinopteri; Cyprinodontiformes; Poeciliidae. Gene Ontology annotation, biological process: vesicle fusion with Golgi apparatus; endoplasmic reticulum to Golgi vesicle-mediated transport; retrograde vesicle-mediated transport, Golgi to endoplasmic reticulum. Gene Ontology annotation, molecular function: SNAP receptor activity. The transcript is spliced from 5 exons. Bases 112 to 759 code for a protein of 215 amino acids. Gene Ontology annotation, cellular component: SNARE complex; endoplasmic reticulum-Golgi intermediate compartment; endoplasmic reticulum membrane.